CAAACAAAUACGAGUACAAUUUUUAAAUUUACCUCUUAUUAUUAUACAAAGUAAAUUAAGACAUCCAAUGUGAAAUAUCUAGAUAAUACUUCUAUUCUCUUAUAUUAAUUUAAAAUGCAAGUCUAUUUUCCCCCGUUUUUAUAAAACUCAAACUCAUCCAAGCAAUGCAAGAAGAAAUACUAUAUAAAUUAAUCAUACUGUAAUAGGGUGCAACCUACUAGAUCCUCUCUCGUUCUUACAGUGAUGACUAAGCGUGGACUUUACCCGAAGAAUAAAAUUAAAAAAAAAACAAAAAAAAAAACCUCGUUAGCCCUAAAAUCUAAAUCCCACCAAAACACAGUACAACACUGAAGAAAAAACCCAUGAACAAGUGAGGAUAUUCAGCCAAAAAAAAAAAAAAAAAAAGUCUCAUUUGAUCCUUCAAAUCUCGAACAUUAAAUACUGAAAAAAAAAGACCGUCAAAAAAGAAUCAAGAUCUGUAACUUUCCCACUUAGCUAAUGACUCCAAAGCUUUGAUAGUUUUUUUUUGGACCAACAUCACUUUCAUCAAUGGCAAGUUCACAUAAAGGCAAGAUUUUCUUGUUUUCUUUGCUUUUGUUAUUUCAAGUUUUAUGGGAUUUUAGAGCUUUUGGUGAACCUGUUGUAGUUGAAGACAAGUUGGAGAAUCUUGGGGUUGAACAGAAAUUUGAACACGUUUUAGAUGUGUUAAAAAGAAACCAACUUCAAUUAGAAAAGCAAGAAAAUUUUAACAUGAAGCUACUAGGGCUUGUGGAAAAUCUUACCUUGCUUGUUUCUAGGUUGGAAUCAAGAUUACCAGAGUACCCUAAAGAUAAAAACUUGGAAGAUAAAAAGCAGAGUUCUAAAGUGAUUAAAGAGGUUGUUUUUGAUGAGAAAUUGGAGAAAAAGAAGAUUGGAGGUAGUUUAGAGAGUAAGGUAGUAAAUGAAGAUAAAAUGGGAGCAGUAUCAGUUACUAAGUAUAGUCCUCUUUGGUUGGAGAGGUUUCAGUUUAUAUCAGCAGUGAGAUUGGGAUCAGAUGCAACUAGCAUUAAUGUGUUGCCAUUUAGGGAUGCUGAAGGACUGAGUAAGUAUGUUGCUAUUGGCGAUGAUCGCGGGAAAGUGUAUGCGUUCUCCAGAAAUGGAGAAGUUUUGGUUGAUUUUCAGACGUCGUUGAGUUCGCCAAUAACGGCUUGUGUAUCGUACUUGUCUGUUUAUAAGAACGAGAGUGUGGUUGUUACGGGGCAUGAAAAUGGCGGGAUUUUGAUGCAUCGAAUUUGGGAGGUAGUUCCUGAUGGUGACGACAGGGCUGUUCUUCAUAUGGAAACUGUAAGGAAACUUGCAUCACCAGAAAUCGAGGAAGGUGGAUAUUCGAUUGCGAGUUUAGAAUUGCAUCAUGUUGGGAGAAAUAGGUAUAUCUUGUCCACAGAUUCCGGCGGGAAACUUAGGGUUUUUAGGGAGAAUGGGACGGUUUAUGGGUCGACAACACCACGAAGCAGGCCACUUGCGUUCUUAAAACAGAGGCUUCUAUUUCUAACCGAGACUGGUGCAGGGUCAUUAGACUUAAGGACCAUGAAGAUUAGGGAAUCUGAGUGUGAAGGUUUAAACAAUUCUAUUGCUAAGAGUUAUGUUUUUGAUGCAACUGAACGUUCAAAAGCGUAUGGGUUUACAUCUGAUGGUGAUUUGAUUCAUGUGUUACUCUUAGGUGAUAAUAUGAAUUUCAAGUGCAGGGUUAGAUCCAAAAGGAAGUUAGAUAUGGCUGAGCCUCUAUCGUUUCAGGCGAUCAAAGGAUAUUUGCUUAUUGCUAACCAGGAAAGGGUAUCGUUGUAUAAUGUGUCAUCGCAGCAUUAUGUCCGGUCUGGUGGGCCCAGGCUUUUAUUCUCUGCUGGUCAUGAUGAGAUUGUAGCAUCAUUUUUGAACGCUCAAUCUUUGGAACUAAAUGAUAAAAGUAGAAAGGUGAUUCCUUUAGUAGCCAGUGAUCAAGAAAAGCUCGUUAUUCUUGGAUUGGGAAGUGGUUACUUGGGGAUAUAUCGAUCAAACCUUCCAGUUUUAAAAAAUGAGUUCAACCACAUGCUGUGGACGAGUCCUGUUUUAUUUUUCCUCAUUUUCCUUUCAGCUGCAUAUUAUUUUUUUUCCAAGAAAAAGGAAGUUCUUACAUCCUGGGGACCUGACGAUCCUUUCACUUCUGCAAGUGUAACAAAUGGGGCUCCAGUGGGACCCAUCCAGGGUGAGAGAUCUUAUGCUGACUCAUCGAGGAAUUCAGAUCUUAUGGAUCUAAGGGGUAGCAGCCUUAGAGGUCCAUCUGGAAGGUAUGUCUCUCCAUCUCGCUAUUCUGGUGGACCGGCAAGUGCUUAUAGAUCAAAUUCUGCUGAUACAAAUUCUAGGCCUUCCUCUGUCGAUCCCAACUUUAGAACUACCUCAGAGUUGAAAUUUAGGGGUUCAAAUCUAGAAACACCAGGUUAUCCAAAAAGGAGAGAUAACCUGUUUGUGAGCAGUCAAAUCGUUGAUGAUGGCAAGUAAUCUGUAGCUCAUGCCAGGUACAUGUGUUAAAUUCAGCACCAUAGCUGUAUCUGUAACUUUGCAACGGUUACUUGUGGUCAGGGGAAAUAAAAUGAACAUUUUGAUCUUUCA
Messenger RNA from Lycium ferocissimum, 2625 nucleotides. RefSeq lists its product as uncharacterized. Gene Ontology annotation, molecular function: protein binding. The record is from RefSeq and is a predicted model, not a curated record. The transcript has a single exon. Lineage: Eukaryota; Viridiplantae; Streptophyta; Magnoliopsida; Solanales; Solanaceae. Bases 550 to 2514 code for a protein of 654 amino acids.